Hylaeus anthracinus is the source of this 448-nucleotide messenger RNA. RefSeq names its product cysteine-rich venom protein 1-like. The record is from RefSeq and is a predicted model, not a curated record. Lineage: Eukaryota; Metazoa; Arthropoda; Insecta; Hymenoptera; Colletidae. The coding region runs from base 97 to 369 and encodes 90 amino acids. The transcript has 3 exons.
GUAGAUUAAAAGCGCGACUGAUGAACGCUUUCUCGUCAGAAACGAGAGCGCAUCAGGAACAAGUGAAUCGAAGUGAUCGGUAGUAGAGAACGAAUAAUGUCACUCUACGCAAUCGCCUUUGUGCUACUAAUUGCGGUGGUUCAUCACGCUGCUUCGCUGAAAGAUUUUUGCCCAGCUAAUCAGACCUGGUCAGACUGCGGGCCAGUUUGCGAACCGACCUGCGAGAGGCCAGAAAAAAUUUAUUGCUCCGUAGUCGAACCGUGCCCAGCAAGUGCAGCCGGUUGCACCUGUAAAGAUGACUUCGUCAGAGACAAGAGCUCCCGCAUGUGCAUCAAAGUACAGGACUGUACGAAUUCAGGAAAAUGUUAAGCUCCUUUACGUAAUUACAAAUUUGAGAUAAUGUUACAUCGACGGUCGAAAAAAAUAAAUAUAAUCUUGGAAACGAAAU